AUGUGUGAAGCGUCCGCCUUACUCACAGUUGACCUUCUUCCCCAGUGCCUUCCGACAGAUCGCCGGCAUCCGCAAAGGUGCGACCGCUGCUCGGAAAAGGGCCUCCCAUGCUCGCGGCCCGUACGAAGUCGCGGUUCUAGAUCGCACGCUGGCUCCGAAGCCAGCGAACCACCGGCGUCGUCCGCAGCUCCUCCAUCACCUCAGCAAUCUACACGAGUGAAUCCCGGCCCCGGCCAGAGAGCUUUUGACCGCCCGCCUGCACCGCAAGAUUACUGGCUACUAGGGAUCUCAGGCGCGGACGAUGCAGAUCCUUGUCGCAUCGACACCAUCAUCCCGGAGACCUCGGCUCUUACAACCCCGCCAGCGUCCACCGAAGAGCCGGCCGUCGCCGUGAGUUCCCGGGGAAAGGCCACCGCUACUAUGCGUCGUAGCGCUAUCGCUAGUUCUGGUCUCCCGAGCCUAGCCACCCUUUUUCAACCACCAGGUCUAGAUAUUCGAGUUGGGGACCCCCCCCGCCACGACCCUGACGACCCUCCUUCCGAGCGACCACUGCUCGCCUGUCCCUUCUACAAGUUUGAUCCGAUCGCUCAUUUCCGAUGCUUUAGGAAGUACGACCUGCGCAGAUACUCCGACGUCAAGCAGCACAUACUCCGCUGCCACACCCUCGGCACCCAGUACUGCGCCAACUGUUGGCAGGUCUUCCAGCCGAACCAGGAGGCCGAGUGGGAGGCUCACAUCCAGCAGCGCGGCUGCGAGCGCCGCCAGGGACCGGAGGACCUGCGCCCGAGCGAGGUGAGGGCGCUGACAGCGCUCGAGUUCGACGGGCCGCUCUCAGACACCUCCAAGUGGGACGCGGUAUGGGACCUGCUCUUCGUCGGCCAUCCUCGCCCGCCGUCGCCGUACAUGGACCCCGGCUGGUCCGAGCUGGAGAGCAUGAUGAACCACUCCUCGAGGACGGCCGCCGUGCAGGAGAGCCUGCCGUCGCUGCUGCGCGAGCAGGGCAUCGAACAGGAGGCCGCAGUCAGGCUGGCGGCGCGCAUUCACGACCUAUACGCGGCAGCAUUGGUAGCACCGACGACAACUAGCAGGCAUCGCCUACAGCCUCCCAUCGACGCACCCGAAAGCAAUACCGGAGUGGUAACCCGUCUUGACUACGAAAGCUUUGUCCCGCCACAUGAUAGACCAUCGCAUGAAAAAGAAGCAACAAGCCCAAUUGUAGUGUCACUUUAA
Messenger RNA from Cordyceps fumosorosea ARSEF 2679, 1230 nucleotides. RefSeq lists its product as hypothetical. Bases 1 to 1230 code for a protein of 409 amino acids. Lineage: Eukaryota; Fungi; Ascomycota; Sordariomycetes; Hypocreales; Cordycipitaceae. The transcript is spliced from 2 exons. The record is from RefSeq and is a predicted model, not a curated record.